AUGCCUCUCCAAACCAAACGCUCGCCCCGCGCCUCAGCGCCCGACACCACCGGCCUUCGCCCGCGCUUCCCGAUGCCCAACUCCUCCACCGAAGACUUCGACAACCCGCCCCGCCAGCCCGUCCCGCCGAAGAUCGCCGCCCGCAUCAACAGCUCGUCAGGCACGACGCGCGCGCGGCCGCUCUCGACGAUGCCGCAGCUCGUGCACGCGCACCCCGGCCCGCUGAAGCGCGACGACGCGCCGCUGCGCGUGCGGACCAAGGCGCGGCUGACGCGGAUGGCGCACAAGGUGAAGAAGCUGGUGCUGGGGCGCAAGCGGGCGGGCUGCCCGAGCGCGGAGGAGGCGCAGUGCGCGUGUGUGUUGUAUGCGCCGGAUGGGUGGAGGUGGUGCGCGUAUGACGAGCAUGUCGCUGAGGCGUUGAGUGGGAAGGGAGGGAGGGGGUAUGUGGAUCUGACUGAUUUGUUUUGGAUUGGGGUGCUGACGGUUUGUAGAUGA
This is a messenger RNA of Diplodia corticola, 495 nucleotides long. RefSeq names its product basic proline-rich protein. NCBI's taxonomy places the organism in Eukaryota, Fungi, Ascomycota, Dothideomycetes, Botryosphaeriales, Botryosphaeriaceae. The coding region runs from base 1 to 495 and encodes 164 amino acids. The transcript has a single exon. The record is from RefSeq and is a predicted model, not a curated record.